UCGUUAAAUCAGUUAUGAGGUUUAGCUUCAUCCUCUUAUCCUUCUUUACUAAAUCAAAAUCACAACCACCCGACACCACUUCCCCUCUCCUCUCUUCCACCGUACUUCACCUUAAACUCGUUCCAACUCAGUAACCCAACUCGGUUAAUGGCAUUGCUAAGCCCCCAGUUGGAGACCUUCCUUCUAACCAAGCUCCACUGUGGCGCCUCCAACCUCAAAUCCUCCACCAAGAACAAUUUUCUUCCUGUGAGAGUUAAAAGCCAGUGCUCUGCGAUUGCGAUAGACGCGCCGUCUUCUUUAACUGAUGUUGCUGGUAUCCGUUGGGGGUCUGCAAGCUUGCAGGGCCCACGUGAAGAGAUGGAGGAUGCCAUCAUCGUUCGAUCAGAAGGCGUUGAUGGGUUCUCCUUUGCUGGGGUUUUUGAUGGCCAUGGUGGCAUCUCUUCUGUAAAUUUCCUCAGGGAUGAGUUAUACAAAGAGUUUGUGGCAGCUUUACAAGGUGGUUUAUUGAGUGGAAAAGAUUUCAGUGCAAUUACAAACGCUAUAAAGGAGGUUUUUGAAAAUGUUGAUAGAAAAUUGUUAAAUUGGCUGGAAACAAUUGGCGAGGAAGAUGAAUCUGGUGCAACAGCCACUGUUAUGUUCAUUGGAAACAAUGUUCUCAUCAUUUCACAUAUUGGUGACUCAUGUGCGGUCCUGUCUCGUUCUGGAAAAGCUGAAGUGUUGACUGAUUCCCAUCGACCUUAUGGAAGCAACAAGGCCUCUCUUCAAGAAAUCAGAAGGAUCAGAGAAGCAGGUGGAUGGAUUGUCAAUGGAAGAAUCUGUGGGGACAUAGCAGUAUCACGAGCUUUUGGGGAUAUAAGGUUCAAGACAAAGAAAAAUGAGAUGGUGCAGAAAGGAGUUGAAGAAGGGAGAUGGUCUGAAAAAUUUGGUUCUCGAGUGCAAUUCAAUGGGGACUUGGUUAUUGCAUCUCCAGAUGUUUUUCAAGUAGCUCUGGAUUCAGAUGCAGAAUUUGUACUUUUAGCAUCUGAUGGUUUAUGGGAUUACAUGAAAAGCUCAGAUGCAGUUGCUUUUGUUAGGAAUCAACUUCGGCAACAUGGAGAUGUUCAGAUAGCCUGUGAAGAACUUGCACGAGCAGCUCUGGAUCUACGUUCACAAGACAAUAUCAGCAUUGUUAUUGCUGAUUUAGGGCAGACAGAUUGGCAAACUUUGCCACUCCAAAAGCAGAAUUUAUUUUUUGAGUUGGGGCAAGCUUUUGCUACAGUAGGUUUAGUGUCUCUUGGAAUAUGGUUGUCAUCUCAGCUUUCUUUGUAAAUCUGAUAGCUGCUGGAAACAUACCUAAAUCAAUGUAGAUUUCCAUGUGCUUUUGUCCAAGUAACAUGUGUAUGUCAACAUUUUACAUGCUUGUAAUUAGGAGUAUUCAGAACUUAUCGAAUGAAUGGUAUACCUCUUGUUACUA
Molecule: messenger RNA, 1453 nt
Organism: Manihot esculenta (cassava)
Lineage: Eukaryota; Viridiplantae; Streptophyta; Magnoliopsida; Malpighiales; Euphorbiaceae
Product: protein phosphatase 2C 57
Exons: 11
Coding region: 148-1308 (386 amino acids)
Biological process (GO): protein dephosphorylation
Molecular function (GO): protein serine/threonine phosphatase activity; cation binding
Source: RefSeq, a predicted model, not a curated record